Molecule: messenger RNA, 5703 nt
Organism: Malaclemys terrapin pileata
Lineage: Eukaryota; Metazoa; Chordata; Testudines; Emydidae
Gene: DNM1L
Product: dynamin 1 like
Exons: 20
Coding region: 71-2278 (735 amino acids)
Biological process (GO): mitochondrial fragmentation involved in apoptotic process; mitochondrial fission
Cellular component (GO): microtubule; membrane; mitochondrion
Molecular function (GO): microtubule binding; GTP binding; GTPase activity
Source: RefSeq, a predicted model, not a curated record
AGUGGCCUGGGGGGGGAGGUAGAACCGUUGGUUGCCGGGUCCAUUCAUCGCCGCCGGGCGCCCCGCCGCCAUGGAGGCGCUGAUCCCGGUGAUCAACAAGCUGCAGGACGUGUUCAACGCCGUGGGGGCCGACAUCAUCCAGCUGCCGCAGAUCGUGGUGGUGGGGACGCAGAGCAGUGGCAAGAGUUCAGUGCUGGAAAGUCUUGUGGGGAGGGAUCUGCUCCCAAGAGGUACUGGAAUUAUCACCCGGAGACCCCUUAUUCUGCAGCUGGUGCAUGUUUCACCAGAGGAUCGUCGGAAAACAUCUGGAGAUGAAAAUGACCCUGCUACAUGGAAAAAUCCAAGACACCUUACUAAAGGGAUUGAUGCUGAAGAAUGGGGUAAAUUCCUUCACACCAAAAAUAAGCUCUAUACAGACUUUGAUGAAAUUCGACAAGAAAUAGAAAAUGAAACAGAGAGGAUUUCAGGAAAUAAUAAGGGGAUCAGUCCUGAACCUAUUCACCUUAAAAUUUUUUCACCGAAUGUUGUCAAUCUGACUCUUGUGGAUUUGCCAGGAAUGACAAAGGUACCUGUGGGUGAUCAGCCUAAGGACAUUGAACUUCAAAUCAGAGAACUAAUCCUUCGAUUCAUUAGUAACCCAAAUUCAAUUAUUCUGGCAGUCACAGCUGCCAACACAGACAUGGCUACAUCAGAGGCACUUAAAAUUGCACGGGAGGUAGAUCCAGAUGGUCGAAGAACACUUGCUGUUAUCACAAAGCUGGAUCUCAUGGAUGCUGGCACUGAUGCUAUGGAUGUACUUAUGGGAAGAGUGAUUCCAGUUAAACUUGGCAUAAUUGGGAUAGUGAACAGGAGUCAAUUAGAUAUUAACAAUAAGAAGAAUGUAGCUGAUUCUAUCCGUGAUGAAUAUGCUUUUCUUCAAAAGAAGUAUCCAUCUCUAGCCAACCGAAAUGGAACCAAGUAUCUCGCUAGGACACUUAACAGGUUACUAAUGCAUCAUAUCAGAGAUUGCUUGCCAGAACUGAAAACUAGAAUAAAUGUUUUAGCUGCUCAGUAUCAGUCUCUGCUGAACAGCUAUGGGGAACCUGUAGAGGACAAGAGUGCCACUUUGUUGCAGCUGAUUACCAAGUUUGCCACUGAAUAUUGCAACACCAUUGAAGGAACAGCAAAAUAUAUAGAAACUUCUGAGCUAUGUGGUGGAGCUAGAAUUUGCUACAUUUUUCAUGAGACAUUUGGACGAACCUUAGAAUCUGUUGAUCCACUAGGUGGCCUUAACACUAUAGAUAUUUUGACUGCUAUUAGAAAUGCUACAGGACCCCGACCUGCCUUGUUCGUGCCUGAAGUUUCAUUUGAAUUGUUGGUGAAGAGGCAAAUCAAACGUUUAGAGGAGCCCAGCUUGCGCUGUGUGGAGCUGGUUCAUGAGGAAAUGCAGAGGAUUAUCCAACAUUGUAGCAAUUACAGUACACAGGAAUUGCUGAGGUUUCCCAAACUACAUGAUGCCAUAGUUGAAGUAGUGACCAGUCUUCUGCGUAAGAGGCUACCAGUUACAAAUGAAAUGGUUCACAAUUUGGUGGCCAUUGAGUUAGCUUAUAUCAACACGAAACACCCAGACUUUGCUGAUGCCUGUGGGCUAAUAAACAAUAACAUAGAGGAGCAAAGGCGUAACAGGUUAGCCCGAGAAUUGCCUUCUGCUAUGCCACGAGACAAGUCUACUAAACCUCCAGGUGCAUUGACAUCUGCCUCCCAGGAGACCUCUACUGCUGCUUCUGCUGAGGCUGAUGGCAAGGCUGCUCCUGGGGUGGGAGAUGUGACACAAGAACCUGGAACAGGCAACUGGAGAGGAAUGCUGAAACCCUCAAAAGCCGAAGAGCUAUUAAUGGAAGAAAAAUCUAAACCAGUUACAGUCCUACCUGCCAGUCCUCAAAAAGGCCAUGCUGUAAACCUGUUGGAUGUGCCUGUACCUGUUGCACGCAGACUCUCUUCCCGUGAGCAACGAGAUUGCGAAGUGAUUGAACGACUUAUCAAAUCCUACUUCCUUAUUGUCAGGAAGAACAUUCAGGACAGUGUGCCAAAGGCGGUGAUGCAUUUUCUGGUGAAUCAUGUGAAAGACACUCUUCAGAGUGAGCUAGUUGGACAGCUGUACAAAUCCUUGUUGUUAGAUGACCUUCUGACGGAAUCUGAGGACAUGGCACAGCGCAGAAAGGAGGCAGCUGACAUGUUAAAGGCAUUGCAGCGAGCCAGUCAGAUUAUUGCUGAGAUUCGGGAGACGCAUCUUUGGUGAAGGUUAUCUCUACCCGCCACACUGUUUAUGUGGGUGGAGAAUCCUGAUGACUUGAAAAUUUGCUAAGCAUUGUAUACUUGGUAGAAUUUUAUUUAUGAACUCUUAUCUGUGUACUGCAACUAUGUGUAAAUUUGCUCAUGUAAAGACAGUUGGUUUGGCUUACAGACAGAAAAGUAUGCUGUACUUUGCAAAACAAGUCAUAUUUAAUCCACAUAAUAAAUGCCUCUAAAUGUUUCCUUACCAGUUAUCUGGUGCAAAUAAAACAGACCAAGUUUACUGUCCUGUGACAGUCUCAUUUAAACUUAGGCAGAACCAUUAAAGUUCCAGUGCCUGGCUUGCUAAACAGGUUGCCUAUGGGUUAGAUGGACAGUGUAGUCUUGUUGCAUAGUUUUAAGCUGCUUUUAUAAUAGAGGUUUAAAUACCAUGAAGAUGAGAAGGCACCAGGUAUUCUUUCAUGAGUAUACUGCAUGCACCAUGGCAAACGGAGACCUGAUUUUGAUAGCAGGCACAGUAAAAAUGUCUUCUAUAUAAGUAUAUGUGCACCCAUUUUUUUCAGAAUUUUAAAAGAAAGCAGCAUUAUAAAACACAUUUUUGAACUGGAUAAAUGAAUUUCACUGUAGGUGAAUUAGCCUGGAACUUUAAAAAACAAACAGGAGGACGUACUAAAGAAUUGGUGCAAACCAAUGAAUGUGCACCAGAGUUUGCAUUUCAUUGUUGGGGAUGAUAAUCAAGUGCAAGAACCCCUUUUUCCCCCCUCUGGGACCAAACCUCUGGACCAUCCACUAGCAAAAUUGUUCUCAUAGAAUUUAAAAAUAAAAUGAAUUUCAAAACUGUUGUGGGAUAGUAAGUGUUUCUUUUAAAAUUAAGUUGGACAGAAAGGAGGUGGGAUUUGUUUUAGUUCUUUUCAAAUAAUUUUGGAAAGUAUGAAGGCUAAGAGUAUCUGUGGAAGAGAAAGCAUGACUAGAAUGUUUAUACCAGAGUCUACUUUAAAUACUGCCGUUUGGGGAAACAAAUUUUACUGUGCUAUGAGGAAUUUUUCUAAGAGAACCCAAUUUGUUUUAAGAUAAAUGUGAGGUUGGGAAUAAAGUUGAUGGUUAUUUUCUUCUGGCCAUAGCCAGCACAGUACACGUUGAUCACACUAGCCUCUUAAAAGUUAAAAUCUUGUUAUACAUUAUAGCUUCCUACAAUUUGAAUUUAAACUCCAGCACACUUGCAUGUAUUUUUUCACAUAGAUUUAUUUAUUUGAUAAAGUAGAAAUGUUCAUGAUGCUCUUCCUGAUGUUGUUUCUCUCACGUGCACAUUUAUUUGUAGAAGAAUUAAAUAGACAUCACUGUCCACAUUUUUAUGGCUUUUCUCUGUGCAACAGGCCUGGGUUUCUUCUCCCACACACACAGUUCCUUCACUAUUUCAUCACUUAACAGAAACUGAAUUCCUGUUUAAGCUGCUAAAAUUAUAAAUGUACAAACCUGAUCAUUUGCAAACAUUUAAGGGACUAGUUUACAAUAAUGGCUAAUUCUCAGUUUUCAUUUAUCACUGAUACAUUCACACUGAAUUAAGAUCAACAGAUGGAAACAACAUUUGGCUUAAGAAUCCUGUCUCUCUAAUAUGCCACGUUAAAUUCCACAUUUGUAAGCAGUCUAGAACUUUACAUGUUAAAUAUCCUAUUUAAUCAACAUAAAGAAACCAAUUUACAUUCUUAAUUACCGGGGAAAAAUGCUUCUUGUGGUUCUGGAAACAUGAGGCUAAAAGAGAGAGGGUCUCAAACUGUUAGUUUUCAUACUAAUUUAACCAACAGUUAUUUUAAAUGCCUUAAACGUCUUUUAAUUGGAAUCCAUUUUUAAUACAGUUCAUCUUUCUGCAACUGUGCUUCUUUCUUGCCCUAGUCUCCCCAUCCACCCACCUAUAUACCCUCUUGGUUUAGAAAUGCUACUUUUCAACAUGUUAGUGGCUGACAGAGGUUAAUCAGUGAUUAAUUGGCAAAUAUAAUUUAUUCUCCUUGUCAGGAAAUACACUAAUCAUGUGAACUUUCAGAAGGCUGCACAAAGCAAAUGAAUGCAGUUUACUCAAGAAAUUCUCACAAGUGAAAGGUAAAUUUCACAAGAAAUGAUACAAUUGAUUAAGUGUUAAUUAGCAUUGGUGAUCUGAAUUCUUUUUGGAAAUGCUGUGAUAAUAUUUUGGUAUCUCACUAACUUGUAAAUAAGCUGAGGAUAUAUAAUGAUUUGAAAGAAAUGAAUUUGGUCUGCCAUUAUCACUGCAUAUUGUAACAAAUCAGUCCAUGCUUUAAUAUUACUUCAUCCUUUGAUUGAGAACCGCUGAACUAUAGCUUAUUUAAACUGUGGGUUGGGACCCCAAAGUGGGUCACGAUCCCAUUUUAAUACGGUUGACAGGGUUGGCUUAGACUUGCUGGGGCCCGGAGCCAAAACCCGAGCCUGACCACUCGGGGCUGAAGUCCAAGGGCUUCAGCCCUGGGCAGUGAGGCUCAGGGUACAGGCCUUCUGCCUCAGGCUGAAGCCCUUGGGUUUGGCUUUGGCCCUCCCACCCAGGGUGGUGGGACUUGGGCAGGCUCAGGCUUUGUGUCCCCGUACCUCCCCUCCUUGAGUCGUGGAGUAAUUUUUGUUGUCAAAAGAGGGUCAGAGUGCAAUGAAGUUUGAGAACCCCUGCUAUAUAUAGUGUAUUGAUUAUACCAGAUACGCAACUGUGAAUUAUGAGGAACUGGGUCAGAUACCCAUCACUAUCUUUAGGCUUCUGAUGUAGCAUCACUUGUACAGCUUUUUCUAUAUUGUGAUUUGCUCUCCCAGAAUUUCCCAUCACUAGUUCUAGUACAGCAGUGGGAGUUUUAGUGUCAACAGGACUCGGGUGGCUGCUUGUGUUUUAAGCACGGUAUUGUCUACAACUACCUUAAGCAGUGCUAGAUAAUGGAAUAGUUAAAAUGCCAGCAGUCACUGGCACUUUGUCUAUGCUAGCACUCUGGUUGUUAUUUCCAUCGAUGGAAGAAAAGGCAUGGAAAUUUUAGUGAAAGAAACCUAGUGUAGACCAGGCUGUAGUUCUUUGGUUUUACUUGGCAGGGAAUAGGGAGGGAGUUUGACUUCAUUUCCAAUCCUUUCUAUUUUUUGCUUUGUGCACACAAGCUGUUACAAGUUUUCUUCCAUAGAAACCUAAAUCUGUGGAAAUGAAAGUCUAACACCUCUUGAGAAAUUUAAUUUGACAUUUGUUCAUCAAGAACAGCUAUUCUUUUUGCACACCCCUUGAACAAAUCUAGUAUCCAAUGAAACUAUUGGCAUAAGCAAGUAAUCAAGGGAGAAAAGUCAGAGAAAUAGAAAUUUGACAUUUAAUAUACCUGACGUAUGUAUGUUACUGUAAAUAAAACUGACAGUGUGAAAGACUUGCACAUAGCUUUCAUAUCAAUAAAUUACUUUUUUUAAGUG